CCUGAUAAUAAAUGACAAAACAACUUUAUUUUUAACUGCGUUAUUUAUUUUUUUAUCAGAAAACUACACAAUUAUAACUGCUUUAUGACAUAUAACACCAUUCUGUUAUGCCACUGAAGUGACAUAUUAUUCGGACUAAUCAUUUUGGUCAGGCCAUCUCUACAACUGCCAGUGUUUGGGACCCUUCAGACUCCACAGAAGUUGUUAUAAUACAUCCAGGAGGUAGAAGAGUUAUUAUUAAAAAAAGUUGGAUCAAGUUUGAAUACAUGUGAACAAACGAAGAAGAGCAAUAAGCUAGGUUUUUUCAGCCACCAUGACUAUAGUAAUUGGAUUUGAGGGAAGUGCCAAUAAGAUCGGCAUUGGAAUCAUCAAGGAUGGUGAAGUGCUGUCCAACCCAAGACGGACCUACAUCACCCCUCCUGGUCAAGGUUUCAUGCCGAGUGACACCGCCAGGCACCACCGUGCUGUCAUCCUGACUGUCCUGAAGGAGGCGCUGGAGCAAGCAGGACUGAGGCCUGCAGACAUCGACUGUGUGGCCUACACCAAAGGUCCUGGCAUGGGUGCUCCCUUGGUGACGGUGGCUCUGGUGGCUCGUACAGUUGCACAGCUUUGGGGAAAGCCGCUCCUCGGUGUCAACCACUGCAUCGGACACAUUGAGAUGGGCCGACUCAUCACACAAGCCAACAACCCUACCGUGCUUUACGUCAGUGGAGGAAACACACAGGUUAUUGCAUACUCUGAGCGGCGAUACAGAAUAUUUGGGGAAACCAUUGACAUCGCUGUUGGCAACUGCCUGGACAGGUUUGCUAGAGUUAUAAAGAUUUCCAAUGACCCCAGUCCAGGAUACAACAUCGAGCAGAUGGCUAAAAAAGGGAGUCAGUAUGUGGAGCUACCAUAUACGGUAAAAGGAAUGGACGUCUCAUUUUCUGGGAUUUUAUCUUACAUUGAGGAAGCUGCUCACAAGAUGCUCAGCUCGGGUCAGUGUUCAGAAGAGGACCUGUGUUUCUCCCUGCAGGAGACCGUGUUCUCCAUGCUGGUGGAGAUCACAGAGAGGGCCAUGGCCCACUGCGGCUCUGGAGAAGUCCUCAUUGUGGGGGGAGUUGGCUGUAACCUGCGUCUGCAGGAGAUGAUGGGGGUGAUGUGUAAGGAGAGAAACGCCAAGCUUUUUGCCACUGACGAACGAUUCUGCAUCGACAACGGAGCGAUGAUUGCUCAAGCUGGCUGGGAGAUGUUUAGGUCUGGUCAGGUGACAGAGCUGGAAGACUCGUGGAUUACACAAAGGUACAGGACAGAUGAAGUGGAGGUGACAUGGAGAGACUGAGCAACAUCUUGGUGCUACAAAUGCUGCUGCAGCCGGUCUGUCGUAGGACUCCCCGAAAAAUUUAAGCAUUUUGUUAAAAAAGAGAGACAGAGUUUUUCUUCCCACUUGAAAUAAGGAGAAAGAAUGUUGUUUUUUACUUUGCCAUUAUGUACAGGAACAAAUCUGAACUGUAAAUAAAUAAAAGACUAGAAAGUGGAA
Molecule: messenger RNA, 1519 nt
Organism: Eleginops maclovinus (Patagonian blennie)
Lineage: Eukaryota; Metazoa; Chordata; Actinopteri; Perciformes; Eleginopidae
Gene: osgep
Product: O-sialoglycoprotein endopeptidase
Exons: 12
Coding region: 314-1321 (335 amino acids)
Biological process (GO): tRNA threonylcarbamoyladenosine modification
Cellular component (GO): EKC/KEOPS complex; cytoplasm
Source: RefSeq, a predicted model, not a curated record